Molecule: messenger RNA, 1428 nt
Organism: Purpureocillium lilacinum
Lineage: Eukaryota; Fungi; Ascomycota; Sordariomycetes; Hypocreales; Ophiocordycipitaceae
Product: ribosome biogenesis protein ytm1
Biological process (GO): ribosome biogenesis; ribosomal large subunit biogenesis
Cellular component (GO): PeBoW complex; preribosome, large subunit precursor
Molecular function (GO): protein binding
Source: RefSeq, a predicted model, not a curated record
AUGGACUCUUCACCGACCCAGGUGAAGGUCAUCUUCACCACCAACGAGCCCGACCUGCGGCUCCCCGAGUCCAAGCAGCAGCUCCUCGUGCCCGCCGACAUCAAGCGCUAUGGCCUGUCGCGCAUCCUCAACUCCGAGUCUAUGCUCGACACCUCAUCGCCCGUCCCUCUCGACUUCCUCGCCAACGGCACCUUUCUGCGCACCAGCAUCGACGAGUACCUCGCCACCAACGGCCUGUCGUCCGAGACCACCUUGACCCUCCAGUAUGUCCGCAGCUUGCUCCCUCCUGUCUACGAGGCGAGCUUCCAGCACGACGACUGGGUCAGCAGCGUCGACGUCUUGUCCGCCACGUCCCCGGCCGGUAGCCUCGCCGACGGGCCCAACGUCAACGAGCGGCUCGCCAGUGCAUCCUACGACGGGCUGGUGAGGAUAUGGAACCCCUCCGGCGAGACCGUGGCGACCUCAUCCUCUGGAAGGGCCGGCGGCCACACCCAGCGCGUCAACGCCGUCCGGUGGCUGUCGCCGACGCAGCUCGCCUCGGCGGGCCUCGACCGCAAGGUCGUCGUGUGGGACUACAGCGAGGCCGACGACGGCUUCUCCGGCUCCCUCAAGCCCAGCAUGGAGCUCUUUGGCCACGAAAAGGGCAUCAACAGCAUCGACGUCAACGGCUCGACGAGGCGCGUCCUUACGGCGUCGUCGGACGGCCGCAUCGGCGUCUGGACGUCGUCCAAGAGGGCCGCGCCGCAGGCCGAUCCCGAAACCCUCCCCUCGGCGCAUAGCAUCAAGCGCGCCAAGCUCUCCGCCGCCGCCGGCUCCACGGCCCAGCGCGGGCCCCUGGCCAUGAUACCCGUGCACAACGAGGCCGUCACGGCCGCCAUCUUCCACCCCAACGACGCCACCGUCGCGUACUCUGCCUCGCAGGACCAUACCGUCCGGACGAUUGACCUGACGACGCAACGAGAGGUCUCGCGGCUGACGACCAUGCACCCCAUCAUGUGCGCCGCCGCGCUGCCCACCAACUCGCUCAUCGCGGCCGGCACGUCGGCCCGACACAUCACCCUCCUCGACCCCCGCGAGUCGGCGGCCGCCACCGCCGCCAUGACCCUGCGCGGCCACGUCAACAUGGUCGUCUCGCUGUCGCCGUCACCCGAGAACGACUACUCGCUCGUAUCCGGCUCGCACGACAGCACAUGCCGCGUCUGGGACCUGCGCAGCGUGCGGCCCGGCAGCCUUGAGGAGGGCGGCGGCCGCGUGAGCGAGCCCGCCUACACCAUCGGCAGGGAGUGGCUGCAGGGCAAGAAGCUGCCGCCUGCCGGCGACGGCGCCAAGGUGUUGAGCGUCGUGUGGGACAAGACGUGGGGCAUCGUGAGCGGCGGCGAGGACAAGAAGGUCCAGAUCAACAGGGGGAGAGGGCUGCUCUCGUCAUAG